CCGCCUUCCUAACCACCGGGGCCCCCUGGACCCCAUGGUCCCACCCACCGGUAGGCCACAUUGAAAUGGGACUCAUGUUGUUGCCAAACAUCUCUUUCGUCAGCAGCAUCUCACAUCACAUCACUUUGCUCUUUAGAAACUCUAUAUUAUAAUUAAAAAGUAAACUUUGUGUGUUUUAAACCAUGGAUCCACUCUACGUGUGGUUGGCAUUUCUAAUCUACUCCCAACAUCAAACAACAAGUGCCCUGACAACAUGCGACAACAAGUUCUCCUGUGGGAAUGGGAGAUGCAUCACAGCCAGAUGGGCGUGUGACGGCACGGAUGACUGCGGAGAUGGCACGGACGAGCUUCCUGAAACUUGCUUGGCCAAAACAUGUCGAGCAACAGAUUUCAGUUGCGCCGAUCGCUUUUACCGGUGUGUACCAAACACUUGGCGCUGUGAUGGCAACCCGGACUGUGAGAAUGGAGCUGAUGAAGAGCACUGUGCGCCCAAGAACUGCACAAGCACAGAAUUCCGCUGCACAAACGGCCAGUGUGUGUCCACCUCCUUUGUGUGCGACGAGGAAGCAGACUGCGACGACGGCAGCGACGAAGCCUCCUGUCCACCGGUUACGUGCAGCAGUGCUUCUUUUCAGUGCAACAACAGCGUUUGCAUUCCACGUUUGUGGGCCUGCGACGGCGAUACGGACUGUGCGGACGGCUCGGACGAGUGGCAGCAGAACUGCCGUACCCCGGGACAUGCCUCUUUGCCAAUUCACCGCUGCUCUUCCCUGGAAUUCCGCUGCGGGAGUGGGGAGUGCAUUCACGGAAACUGGAGGUGUGAUGGAGGAGCUGAUUGCCUCGAUCGAUCCGACGAAGCUGACUGUGUCCGUCCCACCUGCCGCCCUGAUGAAUUCCAAUGCGAUGAUGGCGCUUGCAUUCACGGAAGCCUCCAAUGCGACCAUCGUUAUGACUGCAGGGACAUGAGUGAUGAAAGAGGCUGUGUCAAUGGUAUGAAGCCAACUCCCACUACGGCCACUUGCUCCUCAUUUACUGACAUUAUUUUCCGCACAGCAACUGAAUGUGACGGCACGAGCAAUUUCAAAUGUCACAGCGGCGAGUGUAUCAGCAUGGAUAAGGUCUGCAACAAGGAACGUGAUUGCAGGGAUUGGUCAGAUGAGCCUUUGAGGGAAUGUAGCUUCAACGAAUGUCUCUUCAACAACGGCGGCUGCUCUCAUAUCUGCAAGAACCUUAAAAUUGGUUUUGAGUGUCUUUGCCCCGCUGGAUAUCGACUGGCCAGUACAAAUCACUGCGAAGAUAUUGAUGAGUGCGCCAAUCCAGACAGCUGCAGUCAGAUCUGCGUUAACCAGAUGGGCAGUUACAAAUGCGAGUGUGAAGAAGGUUACCAAGUCGACCCCUCGACCAAAGCCUGCAAAGCCAUUGGAACAAUCGCUUACCUUAUCUUCACCAAUCGCCAUGAAGUCAGAAAGAUGACCUUGGACAAAAGUGAAUACACGCAGGUCAUUCCUCGUCUAAAAAACGCUGUGGCUUUGGACAUGGACAUGGCCACCCAAGAAAUCUUCUGGUCAGAUAUCUCCCUAAAGAAGAUCUACAGAACACAAAUGGAUUCAGCAGCUGACUCUACUCACCACACCGAAAUGGUUUCUAAUGACAUCGAUGCACCCGAGGGUGUUGCCUUCGACUGGAUCCAUCGCAACCUCUAUUGGACCGAUAGCAUUCGUAGCACCGUUUCUGUGGUAACCGCUGACGGUCAUCGUCGGAAAACUCUCUUUUCCCGAGGCGUAUCUAAACCCCGAGCGAUUGCGGUUGACCCUUACAGCAACUUUGUUUACUGGACUGACUGGGGGAAUCCUGCUAAAAUCGAAAAGGGAGGUCUGAAUGGAGGCGACCGCAUCGCUCUGGUUUCUGACAACAUCGUGUGGCCCAAUGGAAUCACACUCGACCUGUUGAACCAGCGGCUCUACUGGGUGGACUCAAAGUUGCACACCCUCUCCAGUAUCGAUGCACAGGGUGGUGGGAGGCACACCAUUAUUAUUGAUGAACAUAAGCUCAGCCACCCGUUGGGAAUCACUGUUUUUGAGGAAAAGGUGUUCUGGACAGAUGUCAGUAACAAUGCCAUCUUCAGUGCUAAUAGAUUGACUGGCAGAGACAUCAUUCCAGUGGCAGAGCAUUUAUCUUCUCCAGAAGAUAUCAUUCUGUACCAUAAUCUUAAACAGCCUGCUGGGAGAGACUGGUGUCAGGUGUCUAAUAAUGACUGUGAAUUCAUGUGCCUGGGAGCUCCACAAGUUGGAAGACGUCCUCCUAAAUAUACCUGUGUCUGUCCUGAUAACAUGAUGCUAGCAAGUGAUAUGAGGAGUUGUGUCCCAGUGGUGUCAACACCCGCAGCUCCCAUGCAUCCUCAAAUUCCAACCACCAACCAACCAGCUCUGCUCACAGUCCCACCCAAGUCUCACACCACCAUUGCUCCCAUCAUAAGCACAAGACUUGUGAUCAAACCCAUGACAAGCACCUCCAGGCCUCUGCUCAGAACCAGCACACCCGAAAUGAGGAGAACUUCACCACAGCCAAUGAAACCCAAAGCCGCCCAGACCACCACACAAACCCCGGUCACGUUUCAAGACCUUCACCAUGACUCUUCUGCAGUGCUACCUACGACAUCCUCCAGCACCCCAAUUACUUUAUACAUUGUCCUACCUUUGGUGAUCAUUUGUAUGCUGGCUGUGGCUGGUGUGCUGCUGUGGAAGAACUACAAGAUCAAAAACACCAACACGAUCCACUUUGACAACCCUGUCUACCAAAAAACCACAGAGGACCAAGUGCAUAUUUGGAGGAACGACACCUCCGAUGGGUAUUCCUACCCAAGAAAACAAGUUGUAAGUCUGAAUGAAGAGGCGGACAACCCAACAUUCAAUGAAAACUAGCUUGACCUCUUGUGGCUUACGAGAUGGAAUUCCAAGAAGCUUUAUCAUUCCACUCUAUCGGCACAGAACAACAAAACCUCUAAGAAAUUCAGGUUUCAUUCCUUUUGGUCAUUCUUGCAAGUUGGAGUUUUUCAUGAAAAGAAAAGGGAAUUUUUAUUUGGACUGUGAAAAUAAAACCGAAGCCAUAUUUAGCUUGGUUUAUGUGCUUAGCCUAGAAGUUUUUUUGGGGGGAAUAUAUUUUUUAAUGAAUAUAUGGCAGGCACGGCACAUUAUCGUUUAUUUAGAUUUAAAUUGAAGCGACCCUUUAAGCUCCUAAAUGAAUGCAAGUUUUGCACUUUAAGAUCAAAGUUACGAUUUGUGGCUUCAUAGUGAACUGCACAAAUAUGAAUGGACUUAUUAUCUUCUCUCCAGACAACUGGGCAUUUUCUCUCUCUUCUUGAAUCAGAAACAAGAUCAUUUUAUUUGAAACCAAACUUUUAGGAUUGCUUCAUGUUUAAUGUGCUUUGUUCCAGAAAUGCGUGAGACUGCUAACUAUUUUGCUUGAAAGAAUUUCUGUGUAAUUAUCAUUAGAACAGCAAUCACCUCAGUGUUGAUUAAAAAUAAUCACUCAGUGAGAGUGAGGACCUCAAGUAAUGCUGCACGCUGGUUUGUGCCUUGAAUAAUACGUCAGCCACAUGUAGCUCCGAUCUUCUGUUCUUUUGAUCAGAGUCAUUUGUUUCAAUUCUAACUUGAGUCUGAAGAGGACCGAUGCAUUCCUCGGAAUAGCUUUGAUGCAACCAUGUGUGACCAGUAGGGCUGAGCCUAAUGCGUUGUGUAUAUUUAUAACCUCCCUCAGGAGAAAAACUUAUCGCAGAAUUCCUGACAGAAGAAAAACAUCACAGUCUUUUUUGAGCUCCUGGUCUUUGCAUUGUGAUGGUGCUUUUUAAUGUUUCUCAAAAGUCUAUGUUGGUGUUAUUGUACAAGAGAGAAUUUGUAUAAAAUCAAUGACUUGUUACACCUCAAAGAGAUUGUUAUGAUGUUCACAGGGGAAGAUAAUUUUUUGUGUAGAUGUACAUACAUGUAUUUUUUUUUCUUUCACCCCAAAAGGUUAUGUGUAUUUAAAUAGGGUGUUCAUAAAUGUAAAUAAUUGUUCUGUGUUUAGGAAAUGAUAUCUAUGCUGGAACCUUUGUUGUCAGCAUUUAUUGUAUAUAAAUAAAUACUUCUAUUUAUUACAAA
Messenger RNA from Syngnathus typhle (broad-nosed pipefish), 4136 nucleotides. It is a transcript of the gene ldlra, whose product is annotated as low density lipoprotein receptor a. The record is from RefSeq and is a predicted model, not a curated record. Gene Ontology annotation, molecular function: protein binding; calcium ion binding. The coding region runs from base 183 to 2921 and encodes 912 amino acids. The transcript is spliced from 17 exons. NCBI's taxonomy places the organism in Eukaryota, Metazoa, Chordata, Actinopteri, Syngnathiformes, Syngnathidae.